GGUGAACAUGGCGGGCGUUCGCGAACUUUCAUACCUACUUGUGACAGCCCUUGGUACGGUCAUCCUAAUAGUUAUCGCAAGAACUGUGAUGUAUUCUCAUCAGCCAACAGCUGCCUACCCAUGCAGACCAAGUGAUUUAGAUUAUAUCAAUGCAGAUGAGGACGUGAAGAGAAGGUUUCAAACUGCGCUAUCAUUUCAAACGGUUUCCUGGAACGUUGGAAAUUACAAUCGGGAAGAGUUGUACAAUUUCCUUCAGUUUAUUCUGAAAGAGUUUUCUGAUGUGUUUAGCCAUCCCCUUGUUGAACCUAGAGUAAUUGGAAACUACAGUUUGUUAAUUUCCAUAAAAGGAAGUAAUACAUCCUUAAAGCCCUAUCUGAUUGCUGGUCACUUUGAUGUAGUACCUGCCACCAAUGAAUCAUGGGAUGUGCCCCCCUUUGAAGGGCGUGUCCAGGAUGGAUACUUCUGGGGAAGAGGAACUUUGGAUCACAAAAAUGGAGUCAUGGGCUCCCUGGAAGCUCUUAACUUUCUUCUUAAACAAGGUCACCAACCACAGCGAAGCUUUUUCUUAGCUUUUGGUCAUGAUGAAGAGGUCCUAGGAAUUGACGGAGCAAAGCAAAUUGCAGUGUACUUGAGAUCUCAAGGAGUGAAGCUGGAAUUUUUAGUCGAUGAGGGAACAGUCAUUGUUAAAGAUGCUCUUCCAGGGCUAAAGAUGCCAUAUGCUUUGAUUGGAGUAGCAGAGAAAGGUUACAUUAUGGCGGAACUGAGUGUGCAAACUUCAGCUGGCCACUCGUCAAUGCCACCCAGACAGACCAGUAUUGGAAUCCUCUCUAAUGCUGUUGUAAAACUAGAAGCCUGUCCCAUGCCUGCUGUAUUCGAUUCAUCUGGCCCAGUCAGGGAAAUGUUUGAAAAUUUUACCCCUCAGGUUCCAGUCUAUCUGAGGCCUAUCAUAGCAAAUCUGUGGCUUUUCAGUCCAAUUGUUGUCAGAAUCCUUGAGAAGAAACCAGCAACAAAUGCUUUCCUUCGGACAACAACCGCUGUAACUCAGUUCAACGCAGGAGUCAAGGCAAACGUGAUACCUUCUUCUGCAAGAGUUACUGUAAACCAUCGGAUUCAUCCGAGUAACACAAUUGAAGAGGUUCUGGAGCAUGACCGUCGCUGUAUUAACGAUGAUCGUGUAAAUAUUCGUGUGGUGCAGUCAGAAAAGCCCUCACCCCUCUCUAGCUGGGAUAAACAUUCAUUUGGAUUCCAGGUUAUUUCUCAGAGCGUGCGGCAAGUAUUCCCAGAAGUGGGCGUAUCGCCAGGACUUAUGAUAGCAAACACAGAUACCAAGUAUUACCUAGAUUUGACAGAUGCUGUCUACAGAUUUAUGCCAUCAGUUUUGACACCCGAGGAUACCAAGCGAAUUCAUGGAUUUAAUGAAAGAAUCGGAGUGAAGAAUUAUGAAAAGACAAUUAAUUACUUUUAUCACGUGAUGAUAAAUGCUGAUGCCGCCAGGUUAGACACAGAUACGCAACAUACUGAACUAUAAUAUAUACUUCUGGAGAUUUUGGGAAGCUUCUGACCUGCUCUGCAGACGUAAUUUUGAUGAGUGAGUGCUCAAAUUUAUGGCCGUCUUCUUUGAUAUUAAUGAAAUCGGAAGGCUAGAGAGAGAAAUAAAUUUGUACCAGGGGGGUGAGUAACAGUAAAAAAUAAUGAGGGGGUGAGGGUGGGGGAGUUUCCUCCUAUCUUGUUCCUUGCCCAACAUCGACUCUAACUUCAAAUUAAACAUGUCCGGUUGAAUAAACCUUCGCGCACUUCCUAACAAGUCGCCUGUUUACAGUCUAGGAAGCUUUUGGAACACAAAGCGAAUCCGUGCUGUUAUAUCUGAAUUUGUUAACCAAGAAAAAAAAUCAAAUUCUCAAAUAAUGAUUUCAUAUCUAUGAAGAAAAUA
This is a messenger RNA of Stylophora pistillata, 1930 nucleotides long. Its product is annotated as N-fatty-acyl-amino acid synthase/hydrolase PM20D1.2. Lineage: Eukaryota; Metazoa; Cnidaria; Anthozoa; Scleractinia; Pocilloporidae. The record is from RefSeq and is a predicted model, not a curated record. Gene Ontology annotation, molecular function: hydrolase activity, acting on carbon-nitrogen (but not peptide) bonds, in linear amides. Gene Ontology annotation, biological process: amino acid metabolic process; lipid metabolic process.